Molecule: messenger RNA, 2676 nt
Organism: Silurus meridionalis
Lineage: Eukaryota; Metazoa; Chordata; Actinopteri; Siluriformes; Siluridae
Gene: wacb
Product: WW domain containing adaptor with coiled-coil b
Exons: 13
Coding region: 244-1761 (505 amino acids)
Biological process (GO): regulation of autophagy; positive regulation of TORC1 signaling
Cellular component (GO): nucleus
Molecular function (GO): chromatin binding; RNA polymerase II complex binding
Source: RefSeq, a predicted model, not a curated record
CCGCUGGAGGCGCUGCUGAGUAACACCAGGGAGGGGAGACGAUGAUGGACCGUGGGUUUUCUCCCGAAUAGCAGAGCGACUCUGUAACUUUUCACUUUCUCCUCGAUACGUUUUUUCUCUCCAUAACAACCCUGGGAGAGUGUGUGUGUGUGAGUGUGUGAGAGAGAGUGUGUGAGAGAGGCGUUUAAUAGCGACCUGAGCAUUCAGACCCGAACUGUAAGGCCCCCAUGAAACACGGCUUUAAUGGUAAUGCAUGCACGGAAACAACCGAGACUCACUGAUGGGUGCAACGAGCGCAGGGAUUUCCAGUCUUACCAGACCCUCAAGUACCAAUCCAAAAGUCAUACUGCAAACGAGCACCGGCAUGACAAGCUCCAAAACUCCUCGGACCAAACCCCACCGAGCAAGAUGCUGCGGCGCUCCGACAGUCCCGACGCCAAGCGAGGAGACGGAGAACACGGGAGAACGCCUCAUGCACAGCGACCCAAAGAGAGCAGCACCAGUUCUUCUCCACAUGAGAACUCUGUCAAUCACGGCCAUCACAGCGCCAACUCUCACUCACUUCCACCCAAAUGUGCAGAAAUGCGUGAUCCGUCUGACGACUGGUCCGAGCACAUCAGCUCCUCGGGAAAGAAAUACUACUACAACUGCAGGACAGAGGUGUCCCAGUGGGAGAAGCCAAAGGAAUGGCUGGAGAGGGAGCAGCGACAGAAGGACGCGCCUAAGACCGUCGUGGUCAACAGUUUUCCCAAAGACAGAGAUUACAGACAGGAGACCAUGCAGGCGGCCGCUGCCAGUUCAGUCACUGCUAUGAAGCCUGCUCCCUCAGAGAAAGCAUCAUCUCAUUGCAGUUUCUCCCAGGCGUCCUGCAGUACCUCUGGCCCCCCGACGGUCUCGAGCGCUCCCAGUUCGUCCACGUCGUCCUCGUCACACUCGUCAGCUCUCCUGCAGGACCCGGCGCUCCUCAGGCAGCUGCUUCCGGCGCUCCAGGCCACGCUGCACAUCAACAACUCCAGCGUGGACAUGGCCAAGAUCAACGAGGUCCUCACAGCUGCUGUCACCCAAGCUUCCUUACAGUCUAUGCUUCAUAAACUUCUCACUGCUGGACCGUCUGCUUUCAACAUCACUGCUCUGCUUUCCCAAGCUGCUCAGUUGUCCACACAAGCUCAGCAGCCAAGCCAGUCGCCCGUAUCCGUGACUCCCGAUGCCUCAUCGCCGAAGUCUUGCCUCGUCUCUCCGCGAGUGAGCACGCCGCAGACGAACAGCAUGGCCUCGAAACCCCUCUCGAACCCCAACUCUCUGUCGACUCAAAUCAAGGUCAGUGAUUCGGCAGUGAAAUCAGUGCUUCAGCACUCCUCGGACAAAACCUCAGACCUCGAGGAUCCGCGGCUUCAAAGGCAAAACAGCCAAGCUCAUCAGAGUUCAGGGCCUAACGGGUGUCUGGUGAAUAACAGCUUACCCGCGUGUCCUCCAACAACCUUCAGCCCGUCGCUAGCACUGCACUUCAACGAGAAUCUCAUUCGGCAUGUUCAGAGCUGGCCUUCAGAUCACGUAGAGAAGCAGGCGGCGAGGUUACGGGAAGAAGUUCACACCAUGGGCAGCAUGAACAUGUCCGAGAUCUGCGUGGAGCUGAAAAAGCUGCGCUCUCUGGUGCGAGUGUGUGAGAUCCAGGCUACACUGAGAGAGCAAAGGAUCCUCUUUUUGAGACAAGAGAUCAAGGAGCUGGAAAAACUGAAGAACCAGAACUCCUUCAUGGUUUGAGAAGCUCUGAUGUCGGUUUAAGUAGAAGGAACUCAGCAGCUGGCUGCCUUUUUCUGAACCGUGGACCUACAGACUGGCUGGGCUUUCUCUCCAAAGCUGGAGAACCAAAAAAAGAAAUAAAUAAACAAAAGAAUCCGAUAAAAAAAAAAAAAAAAAAAGCUCACCACGGGUCGCACCGUUCGCUACACGAAGCCCCCGAGGUUCAUUCAUAGAUUCAUCGUUGUACAUACACUUCUCUAUAUCGAGUCAAUAAGCAGCAACAGCAACGCAAACACAAUAGGGCGGAGUUCGUGGAUGAGAAGUGGUCCGUGUAGGACGAUAAGGAAAAGGGUUGAGGAGGAGGAACUCUGGAAUAUACCGCGCUAUUCAUUCGCUCCGUAACUUCUUUUUCCUUUCACUCCAGGUCUCGCAGGCUCUAGUCGUUUAGGAUUUUUAAUUUUAUUGUAUUUUAAUUUUAUUUUUUUGUUACAGUGCGCGUGCAUCCGGAAGGAGGGCGCGGUCCUGGAAACGUGUUCCUAAAUACACAGCCGUGUUUAUCUGUUCAGAUCCCGUCUGAUAGCUCGUCAUGUUUAACGUGCUUCAAAAUGGCCUCGACGUGUUCCACUCUUUUCUUUUUUUUUUUUUUUUUUUUUUUACUUGUGUAACGUCAUCUGAGGUCAAAUCUUUUCUCUUUCUAUGUGCUUUAAGGGCAACGUCUAUACAAUCCUGCGUUUUGGCCCCGAUUUUCUCACAGUGGUUUUUGUUUUGUUGUUUCCCCUCCCCCCCACACACACAUUCGGGCGUUCGUUAUGAUUCACGACAGCAUUUGCACUAACUGAUUUGAUAUGAACCCACUUUCUGUAUCGAUCUUUAACCCGACUUAUCCGCUGUAAGUACUUAACGAGGCUCAAUCCAUUAAACCUCAUUUUGCCUCUG